This is a messenger RNA of Diatraea saccharalis (sugarcane borer), 1677 nucleotides long. The record is from the annotation of a GenBank genome assembly. Lineage: Eukaryota; Metazoa; Arthropoda; Insecta; Lepidoptera; Crambidae.
AUGGACGACACGGAAAAGAUGAAUCCAAUAUGGCAAACAGUGUUCACUCGAUUGCUCGACGCACUUGUGUUCAAAUCUGAAGCUCCAGACGAGCAAGCGAUGUCUAGAGAUGACUUGGAGUUAUUGCGAUGCUACAGACAAGACAUAGCUGAUACUGUGAUGUACUGCUUCGGUGUGCUGGGCGAGUGGUGUUGGUCCCGCGUGGAGGCAGCGUUCGACGCGUGCGACAGCGAGGCGCGGCGCGAGGCGGCGCUCCACGUGUUCCUGUCACUGGCGGACGCGGCGCCGCACCAGCGCGUGCCCGCCGGCCUGUUGCCGCUGAUGCACCACGCGGUCGCCAUAACGCACACGGCGCGCUCGCUGCGCACACUCAACACCGCGCUCGACUGCCUCGGCAGCUACGCGUCGUGGCUCUCUUCACUGGGCAGUCGCGGCAGUGCGCUGGCUGCGGAGUGCGUGCGUGCCACCGGCGGCGCGCUGCAGCGGAGCCCCGCGCCCGCCGCGCUCGCCCUCCGCAAGUUGUGCGCCGACUGCGCCGCGCCCGCCGCACACGUCGCACCAGACAUCGUACGCAUAGCGCAUGCGCACCUAGAGGAGGAGUGGGGCAAGGGUGACGUGUGGGUGAUGCGUCAGCUGGUGGGGGCGGCGGGCGCGGCGCUGGCGGCGGCGGAGCCCGCGUGUGCCGCGCCGCUGCUGGCGCUACUCGCGGCCGCCGCGCAACGCCGGCUGCACGCACAGUCGUUAGAGCCGCUACAGUCGACUGGGGCAGGAGAGUGUGCAGCUGCAUUACUGGCAGCGUUACAGCCUCGGCCGCAGCUUGCGGACGAUUUGUUCCGUACAUUACUUCCGACUUUGCCGGCGCUUGCGCAACAGCCUACUCUAGUUGAGUCAAUGUUCCAGAUUUUAAAACAGACCGUGUCGACAUUGUUGGAUGAUUGCAAGCCUCAUAUAGGUGACAUUGCGCAACUGACUAUUGCAGGGUUCGAUCACAAACCUUGUCCCGUCGGCUUGGAUGUAGUCAAAGUUAUAGUGUUGAUCAUGGGGGGUGAAUGGCCGGACUGCGGUCGGUUACUGCACGCGUGCGUGUCUCGGACGGCGCGGGCGGUAGCCCCCGAGCCGACGGCGGCGCCCGACUUAGCCGAAGCCCUAUUCUCAUUAUUGCACGCACUGACCAAGAAGAAGCCGCAGCAUUUGGAUUGGAUCGAGGAUUUGCUGCCUGAGCUUGUCGAUCUUGGUUGCAACUGCGUACGUAUGUGGGAGGCGUGUGCGGCGCGCGCUGCGUGCGGGUGGCUGUCGUCGCUGGCGGGCGCGGCGCCGCGCGCGCUGCAGCACUCCGCGCCCGCGCUCACCGCCGCAGCGCUGCGCUGCAUAGGUGGCGCCACCCCGCGGAACCACAUCGAACCGCUGGCGGAGCUACUGCUGGCGCUGAACCGCGCGCAGUGGGCGGACGGCGCGGGCCUGGCGGACUGGCUGCGGCACGCGCUCACCGCCCAACACUUCCCCACGCACCACGCCACCGUAGACAGCAAGAGGAAAUUCAUCGCCGCCGUCAUCAAAGAAAAGAGUAGCAAGAAGAGAUUAUUAGAAACUGUUCAAGAAUUUUCAUUGGUGUGUAGAGGACUCAUAGGAACAGAAUAUGCGCGGCAAACUCUCGCGUCAAAGCAACUGAUCACCUAA